GAAACCGGAAGCGGCUCUCAGCUAUCAGGUGAUCAGCUAGCCGAACAGAUCGGUUUGUCGGUGAGACAAGAAGCUACAAACAAGCCGAAAUUGAGGAUAAUUUCUGUUUUUAUCCGCCACGGAGGGAACCGUCCGUCGACAAGCCUUCUUUCAGAGGGAAAUGUUCCAGUAGGACCGCUUGUGACACAUCAGCAUAAUGUCGGGGAACAACUUGGUUCUACCCAUAGUGCUGUGGGGCCGCACGGCUCCCACCCACUGCAUCAGCAGUCUGCUGGUGAUGGACGACUUCAGCACCAUCAUCACCGGCUGCCAUGACGGUCAGAUCUGUCUCUGGGACAUGACACCUGAGCUGGAGAUUUGUCCCAGGGCCAUGUUGUUUGGUCACACAGCCUCCAUCACCUGUCUGUCUAAAGCCAGUGCGUGCAGUGACAAACAGUACAUCGUCAGCGCUUCAGAGAGCGGAGAGAUGUGUUUAUGGGAUGUGAACGAUGGACGCUGUAUCGAGUUCACCAAGCUGGCCUGUGCUCACACUGGCAUACAGUUCUACCAGUUCACCAUCGGCACUGAGAGGGAGGGGCGUCUGCUUUGCAACGGCCACUACCCAGAAAUCCUCGUGGUGGACGCCACCAGCCUGGAGGUCCUGUACUCGCUGGUGUCCAAGAUCUCUCCUGACUGGAUCAGCUCCAUGAGCAUCAUCCGAUCCCACCGGACACAAGAGGACACGGUGGUGGCAGUGUCAGUGACAGGGAUUUUAAAGGUCUGGAUCAUCACAGCUGAGGUCAACAAGAUGCAGGACCUGGACCCUGUCUUUGAGGAAGAGUCCAAACCCAUCUACUGUCAGGGCUGUCAGAGUAUUUCCUUCUGUACCUUCACUCAGAGCAGCCUGCUGGUCGUCUGCUCCAAGUACUGGAGGGUGUUUGACGCAGGCGACUACUCGUUGCUCUGCUCGGUGCCCAGUGACAACGACCAGGCCUGGACCGGAGGAGAGUUCAUCGCCACAGAUAAAGUCAUCAUCUGGACUGAAGACGGCUGCAGUUACAUCUACAAGCUGCCCGCCAGCUGUCUGCCUGCCAGUGAACAUUUCCGCAGUGAUGUUGGAAAAACCAAAGAAGGCUCCAUCCCUCCGCUGGUCUACAGCAUCGCUGACCGCUCAGACAAACAGCUCCUGAUCUGUCCUCCUGUGACUCACUUCUUCUUCGGCCGACGGGAGCCCUUCCAUAAGCUGCUGAUCCAGGGAGACUCAGCGGGCAGACUGUCCCUGUGGAGCAUCCCAGACACUUCGCCUCUGCAGCCGCUGUCGACCGCUGCAGAGCUGCAGGUGUCGUCCACCAUCAGUCUGCAGGAGGCGUUUGAUAAGUUGACCCCCGUGUCUGCAGGGAUCAUCGACCAGCUCAGUACUCUGCCAGGAAAAGACGGACCCAUUAAGGUCACAGCCAGCGUGUACAUCCCCUCUCAGGGUCGCCUGGUAUGCGGGAGAGAGGACGGCAGCAUCAUCCUGGUUCCUGCCACACAGACCGCCAUCGUCCAGCUGCUGCAGGGGGAGCACAUGCUCAGGAGAGGCUGGCCACCCCAUCGCACCCUGAGAGGUCACCGGAACAAGGUGACAUGCGUCCUGUAUCCGUACCAGAUCUCCCCUCGCUAUGACCAGCGCUCGCUGGUGUCCGGAGGCGUGGACUUCUCCGUCAUCGUCUGGGACAUUUUCACCGGAGAGAUGAAGCACAUUUUCUGUGUCCACGGAGGAGAGAUCACCCAGCUCAUCGUCCCACCUGAAAACUGCAGCACUCGGGUGCAGCACUGUGUCUGCUCAGUGGCCAGCGACCACUCUGUCGGCCUGCUCAGCCUCAGGGAGAGGAAGUGCAUCAUGCUGGCGUCGCGACACCUCUUCCCCAUCCAGGUCAUCAAGUGGCGUCCGGCUGACGACUACCUGGUGGUGGGAUGCUCCGAUGGCUCCGUGUACGUCUGGCAGAUGGAUACAGGAGCCUUGGACCGCUGCGUGAUGGGCAUCACGGCGGUGGAGAUCCUGAACGCCUGUGACGAGCUGGCUCCAGCCACCGUGGACGCUCUCAGCCACUCAGCUGUGAACCUGAAGCAGGCGAUGACUCGCCGCAGCCUGGCGGCACUGAAGAACAUGGCCCAGCACAAACUGCAGACGCUCGCCACCAACCUGCUGGCUGCAGACAACGCUGACAAGGGCAACCUGCCGAAGUACUCCCAUAAUGCCCUGGUGGUCCAGUCGAUGAAGACCAACCUGACAGACCCCGACAUGCAUGUGCUGUUCUUCGACGUGGAGGCGGUGAUCAUUCAGCUUCUGACGGAGGAAGCCCAGAGACCAAACCCCACGCUGGUGUCUCCAGAGACGCUGCAGAAGAGCCAGGCUGGGGCUGACAAGGGGGGGUCCUUCCUGGCCAACAAGAUUUUCAAACAGGUGAAGGAGACGAUGAAGGAGACCAUCAAGGAGCACCUGUUGGAUGAAGAUGAGGAGGAGGAGGAAGAGAUGAGGAGGCGGGAGGAGAAGUCCAAGUCUCUGAGUCUGCUGGAGUACAACCUGACGAUGGACACGGCCAAACUCUUCAUGUCCUGCCUGCACGCCUGGGGUCUCAACGAGCAGCUGGACGGCAUCUGUCUGGAGCGACUGGGCAUGCUCAGACCGCACUGCCCCAUCUCCUUCGGCCUGAUCUCCAGAGGAGGUCACAUGUCCCUCAUGCUGCCCACAUUCAAGGAGUCUUUGCUGCGGCAGUUGUCCCUCGCGACGGGUCUGAAGCUGACUCUGUCUGACAUCGUGGGGAAGGGGACAUACGGUGUGUCGAGGGCCGUCACCACACAGCACCUGCUGUCUGUGAUCUCACUCGCCAACACUCUGAUGGGCAUGACCAACGCCACCUUCGUCGGAGAGCACAUGAAGAAAGCACCAGUCAGGCCUCCCAGACCAGGAGGAACCCCGGAGAGUCCUCGCAGGACGCUGGCUGCCCCCCCUCAGCCCUCCAACCCAGCGCUACAGGCCCAGAUCAAACAAGGUUGGAGCCAGCUGGCAGCCAUGCACUGUGUGAUGCUCCCUGACCUCCUCGGCCUGGACAAGUUCAGACCUCCUCUGCUGGAGAUGUUGGCGAGGAGGUGGCAGGACCGCUGUCUCGAGGUGCGAGAAGCAGCACAAGCUCUCCUACUGGCUGAGUUGAGAAGGAUCGGCCAAUCUGGACGUAAGGACACCAUCGACAUGUGGGCUUCCUAUCUGCCUCAGUAUGUGGACACUGUCAGCUCCCCUGGAUCGACCACUGAGCCCUCCCCUCCAGCUCCGCCUCCUCCCGAGGCUCAGCCAAUAGAAGCAAAGGUUCCUGAGGAGGAAAUGGACGUCACGGAUGAUGACAUCACAGCAGGGUGUCUGUCCAACCUUCCACCCAACGCCAAGAAGAUCUCCAACUCAUACGAGGAGCGCCGUAAACAAGCCACCGCUAUCGUGCUGCUGGGGGUCAUCGGGGCUGAGUUCGGCGCUGAGAUUGAACCUCCGAAGGGUUUAGCACGGGCUCGAGCCGGCGGACAGGCGCCUGAGGGCUUCGGACUGACAAGCGGAGGGUCAUCCAACUAUUCACUGGCCAGACACACAUGUAAGGCGCUGACCUUCCUGCUGCUGCAGCCCCCCAGCCCCAAGCUGCCUCCCCACAGCACCAUCCGCCGCACCGCCAUCGAUCUGAUUGGCCGAGGCUUCACCGUGUGGGAGCCGUAUAUGGACGUGUCAGCGGUGCUCAUGGGACUGCUGGAGCUCUGCGCCGAUGCUGAGAAGCAGCUGGCCAAUAUCACCAUGGGUUUACCCCUCAACCCGCCGGCAGAUUCUGCUCGCUCAGCCCGCCAUGCCCUCUCUCUCAUCGCCACUGCCCGGCCUCCAGCCUUCAUCACCACCAUUGCAAGAGAGGUUCAUCGGUACAACGCGGCUCAGGCGAACUCUCAGUCGCAGCAGAACGUUCACACCACCACUCUGGCCAGAGCCAAGACUGAGAUACUGCGAGUCAUCGACAUCCUGAUAGAGAAGAUGCCUGGAGACGUCGUGGAUCUGCUGGUCGAGGUGAUGGAUAUCAUCAUGUACUGUAUCGAAGGGUCUCUGGUGAAGAAGAAAGGACUGCAGGAGUGUUUCCCUGCUAUUUGCAAGUUCUACAUGGUUGGUUACUGUGACCGUAGCCACCGCAUCGCUGUUGGAGCUCGCCAGGGUUCAGUGGCUCUCUACGAUGUUCGCACUGGAAAAUGUCAGAACAUCCACGGUCAUAAGGGUCCGAUCACAGCCGUGUCUUUCGCCCCUGAUGGCCGUUACCUGGCAACAUACUCCAACGCUGACAGCCACAUCUCCUUCUGGCAGAUGAACACCAGUCUGCUGGGCAGCAUCGGGAUGCUGAACUCGGCCCCUCAGCUCCGCUGCAUUAAGACCUACCAGGUUCCUCCGGUGCAGCCGGCGUCCCCGGGCUCCCAGAACCACCUGAAGCUCGCCCGCCUCAUCUGGACCUCCAACCGCAACGUCAUCCUGAUGGCCCACGACGGCAAGGAGCACCGCUUCAUGGUCUAAACCCGAUCUGUGUCUUCAGCUAAGCCCUUCGUGUUGUAUUUGUUUUAGGGUUUGAAGUGCUGCAGCAUGGACUCUGUCACUGGUCACUUUAGUUUUAGCUUCAAGUUCAUAUCCUGAGCUGCCGAGUCCAACUAUUAAUGAGUGUAGAGAUAAGUGAGGCUGACAGUAAAGGCUCCGUUGAGGUUUCACUGAGAUACAUUCAAAGGCUUGUCUUUAAAUCUAAAUGUAAUGAGUUGCAGUUCGGCCAGAGAAGUAAAAACCCAGCUCAGGUCCAGGUCUGAGACCAGACUGGAUCAGUUUUUGUUUAUAUGUCUUAUAGUGAUCAUUAUGAAGAAGCUCGCUGUGUAAUUUAUUUUAAAGCCGCGAUAGAAGGCUCGUUUACAUUAUGAUUUGUACUGAUGUAUUUUGUUAACACCUUCUCGUCAUUCCUAUUUAUUUGCUGAUGUCACAGAUCUUCUCUGUCGCCAUCUUGGGUCCCAGCUGUUGCUGUUAGUUUAUUUCAGUGCUAAAUACGAUCGUCUUAUCUUUAAAUUUGCAGGUGACUGAUUGGAUUGAACACAGGGACCUAACAUGAGUCAAUCUUCGCCCCGUUGUCAGUUUUCAGAUUCAAAAAAUUAAACAACCUAGAAUUAAUUUCAUUAUGUUUCUUUGCUGGGAUGAAUUAUUUCUAACAGACGGGUUAAAAUAUUUUAAGGAAAUUCUCCACUGCUCUUAAAGGCUUACGUUCUCUCCGACCUCUGUAACACAAGUACACACUUUCCACAUUUCACACUGCAUUUGUGUGUGUGUGUGUGUGUGUGUGAGAGAGAGAGAGAGAGAGACUUCUUUGGUGUUUGCUUUUACUUUUAUAACACCUUCAUAGCUUUUUCAGCCUCUCUGAGCUUUAUGCAGAAAUGUGUGUGUGUGUGUGUGUGUGUGUGUGUGUGUGUGUGUGUGUGUGUGUGUGUGUGUUUACACCCAAGUGUAUUUUCACUAACACACAUUUUCACUUUAGGCUGCUCGUCCUAAAAGCACGAUCACUGUAAACCUUUACACACCGAGUCACAGCAGAUAUUAAAAAGGAGAAAACCCAUAAUAUGAUUUUGGUCACAUAUUAAAGGAUUAACGUCAACACUGUAUGAUUUAACAGAGGGCGUUCUGUGGUGCAGAGCCUGACUCGAGCCGUUUUCUCGUAUGAAUUCUAGCACACAACAGGAGACUGUCCGUGUCAGACACAAUCUCACUGACUGGAAAUACUGCGUGGUUUAGGCGAGGGUUGGCACCAGGGUAAAGUGUGUAGGAGGCAAAAAUUAUGCCGCAGAAAUCAUAGUUUACAAAGCUAGUUCCUAAUUGAUUACGCUGGGUCUUGUGCCGUUCCUUGAAUUUGUCUGACGACUUCAGGUUCGACUCCUACCGACAGAAGUUCCCGAAACUCGCUGUGUCUCCAGAUUUUCAUUUGCUUCGUUGUGUAAAUGACCCUCGGAUGUUUGUAUACUUCUGGUUUCGCACCAGUUGCUCGAUAGAAAUGUCAUCAACAUGUCACUCGCUUACUUUAAAUUCCCUGGAAGAUGACGUGCUCUAUUCACACAUGGCCUCAAUUGGACAUUACGCAGAUUUUGUGCUGGGGAGUUAGCAGGGUGAAGUCCAUCAUUCAUCCAGUCCAACUGAUUGGGACAUUUGCGUUCUCACGCAGAGCUCCUUCGAGUUACGUCUAGAUGAGUUCAGGGUCGCAGUGUGUGUGUGACAGGGGCUUCAGUUUUGUUUUUGAGUUUAGUUUCCGUGGCUCCGUAGCACCUGGUCCUGUUAAAUAGGGGCAAAAGGUAUUUUGCUAAUCGUUCAAGUUUAGGUCAAGUUCUUUCUCUCCUCGCUUUCACUUUGCAUUGAGUGUGAGUACAACAUCAGCUUUGUUCGGCCUCUUAGAGUCACUUUUGUCUGUCGAGUGGUUCCUCCAUAGUUCCCAUGGUUCCCUCUGUCGACAUGUUCCCAAGUGAACCUUUUCUUUUUCUUCUCUGUCGCUUUAUACUUCACUAAUAGGUGUACAGGCUUCUCUUCAUCUUUGCAGCUUUCAUCCAUUCUGCUCCCAGUGCGUACAUGUACAGUAUAUAUAUAAAUAUAUAUCUCGCUCCUCAGAGCUGCUGGGUAAUGUAGUCUGUUAAUCUUGUACAGUGAGCGUAGAUCCUGUUUGGUGUAUUCAUUGUGGCUAACAUGAUUGUCUGCCUGGCACUGACUAGUUCUUCACAUGAGUGAAUUUUCUGUUUUAAAACUUUAUAUUUAGGAGAAAAUAUAAAAAUAUCACAGUAUUCAUUUACAUCUUCACAUGGUUAGUUUAGAGAAACAAUAGGUCUCUGUCAGGUGUCAGUUAUUUUGACUCAAGCUUGGAGGCUAUCCAGCGUGACUCUUUAUGGUUGGACACAUUUUUGCACAGCACACCUUACUGCUGUGUAGGACCUUUUUUAUUUUUAAAAUGUUAUAAUUGUUUUCAGAGUUUUAUGCAGAAAGAGAUAUAUAAACAAUGGAAGGCCAUUUCUGCCAGUGUAAUUAAAGAAAAAUGAUCCUGUCAGUCAAGAUGAGAAACUUUUUCUAAAUAAUGACUUAGUAUUAAAAUAAUGACUCAAAAUUUCAUGACUCAGUCUCUCCAAGUAAUGACUUAGUUUCUCAAAAUAAUGAUUUAGUAUCUGAAAAUUGAGUAGUUCCGUAAAAAUAUUAUAUAAUUAUAUAUAUAAUUAUAUUUCAAAUUAAAGACUUACUAUCUCAAAAUAAUGACUUAGUUUCUAAAGCUAAUCACUUAGUAUCUCAUAAUGACAUAAUUUCUUAAAAUGACUUUGUUUACCAAAAUAACGUUUCUAAAAAUGACAACUUAGUUUCUCAAAGUAAUGACUUACUAUCGCAAAAAUAAUGACCAAGCCUCAAAAUGACUGUUUCUCAAAAUGACAUAAAUUCUUAAAAUGACUUUGUUUCCCAACAAUUUUUCAAACUAACGAAACGCUUCCUUAAAAUAUUAACUCAGUAUCAGUUCUCAUUUUCAUUUUGAGAUACGAAGACAUUACUUGAGAU
Epinephelus moara (kelp grouper) is the source of this 7579-nucleotide messenger RNA. RefSeq names its product WD repeat-containing protein 7. Gene Ontology annotation, molecular function: protein binding. Gene Ontology annotation, cellular component: cytoplasm. Bases 197 to 4546 code for a protein of 1449 amino acids. The transcript has 30 exons. Lineage: Eukaryota; Metazoa; Chordata; Actinopteri; Perciformes; Serranidae. The record is from RefSeq and is a predicted model, not a curated record.